Panicum hallii is the source of this 807-nucleotide messenger RNA. Its product is annotated as expansin-A24-like. The record is from RefSeq and is a predicted model, not a curated record. The transcript is spliced from 3 exons. Gene Ontology annotation, biological process: plant-type cell wall organization. NCBI's taxonomy places the organism in Eukaryota, Viridiplantae, Streptophyta, Magnoliopsida, Poales, Poaceae. Gene Ontology annotation, cellular component: extracellular region. The coding region runs from base 1 to 807 and encodes 268 amino acids.
AUGGCUCCAGCUCUAGCUCCAGUUCUCGCGGCAGUGUUGCUCGCACUCGGCUGGGCGGUGGCCGUGGCCGCAGACGGCGUCACGACCAACGCGUCGGCUCCGGCGCCGACGACCGGGUGGCUCAAGGCGCACGCCACAUUCUACGGCGGUGCCGACGCCUCCGACACCAUGGGUGGCGCGUGCGGGUACGGGGACCUGUACUUGCAGGGAUACGGCACGCGCACGGCGGCGCUGAGCACGGCGCUCUUCAACGACGGCGCGUCGUGCGGCCAGUGCUACGAGAUCGCGUGCGACCACGAGACCGACCCGACGUGGUGCAAGCCCGGCGCCACGGUCACCGUCGCGGCCACCAACUUCUGCCCGCCCAACUACGCGCUGCCCAGCGACAACGGCGGCUGGUGCAACCCGCCGCGCCCCCACUUCGACAUGGCGCAGCCGGCGUGGGAGAGGAUCGGCGUCUACCGUGCAGGCAUCAUCCCAGUCAUGUACAAAAGAGUUCCAUGCGUGCGACGGGGCGGCGUAAGGUUCAUGAUCAACGGGCACGACUACUUCAACCUUGUGCUCGUGACCAAUGUCGCGGCCGCAGGCUCGAUCAAAUCCAUGGAAGUCAAGGCCGCCGAUUCGACUGAUUGGACGCCGAUGGCGCGCAACUGGGGCGCGAACUGGCACUCCAUGGCCUAUCUCACCGGCAAAAUGCUCUCGUUCAGGGUGACCAACACCGAUGGACAAGCUCUUGAAUUCGCAAACGUGGUGCCACGAGGAUGGAAGUUUGGCCAGACUUUCGCAAGCAAAUUGCAGUUCAGCUGA